This is a messenger RNA of Macaca mulatta (Rhesus monkey), 1608 nucleotides long. It is a transcript of the gene CCR8, whose product is annotated as C-C motif chemokine receptor 8. Gene Ontology annotation, molecular function: C-C chemokine receptor activity; C-C chemokine binding. Gene Ontology annotation, cellular component: membrane; external side of plasma membrane. The record is from RefSeq and is a predicted model, not a curated record. NCBI's taxonomy places the organism in Eukaryota, Metazoa, Chordata, Mammalia, Primates, Cercopithecidae. Gene Ontology annotation, biological process: immune response; positive regulation of cytosolic calcium ion concentration; calcium-mediated signaling.
GUGGGAGGACACCUCCAGAGGAGCUGCUGUUCACUGAGCUGCACUCACACAUGAAGAUACAGACUUUGUGAAGAAGGAAUUGGCAACGCUGAAACCUCCAGAACAAAGGCUAUCACUAAGGUCCCGCUGCCUUGAUGGAUUAUACACUUGACCCCAGCAUGACAACAAUGACCGACUACUACUACCCUGAUAGCCUCUCAAGCCCCUGUGAUGGAGAACUUAUCCAGAGAAACGACAAGUUGCUCCUUGCUGUCUUUUAUUGCCUCCUGUUUGUAUUCAGUCUUCUGGGAAACAGCCUGGUCAUCCUGGUCCUUGUGGUCUGCAAGAAGCUGAGGAACAUCACAGACAUAUACCUCUUGAACCUGGCCCUGUCUGACCUGCUUUUUGUCUUCUCCUUCCCCUUUCAGACCUACUAUCAGCUGGAUCAGUGGGUGUUUGGGACUGUAAUGUGCAAAGUGGUGUCUGGCUUUUAUUACAUUGGCUUCUACAGCAGCAUGUUUUUCAUCACCCUCAUGAGUGUGGACAGGUACCUGGCUGUUGUCCAUGCCGUGUAUGCCAUAAAAGUGAGGACGAUCAGGAUGGGCACAACCCUGAGCCUGGUAGUAUGGCUAACCGCCAUUAUGGCUACCAUCCCAUUGCUAGUGUUUUACCAAGUGGCCUCUGAAGAUGGUGUUCUACAGUGUUAUUCAUUUUACAAUCAACAGACUUUGAAGUGGAAGAUCUUCACCAACUUUGAAAUGAACAUUUUAGGCUUGUUGAUCCCAUUCACCAUCUUUAUGUUCUGCUACAUUAAAAUCCUGCACCAGCUGAAGAGGUGUCAAAACCACAACAAGACCAAGGCCAUCAGGUUGGUGCUCAUUGUGGUCAUUGCAUCUUUACUUUUCUGGGUCCCAUUCAACGUGGUUCUUUUCCUCACUUCCUUGCACAGUAUGCACAUCUUGGAUGGAUGUAGCAUAAGUCAACAACUGAAUUAUGCCACCCAUGUCACAGAAAUCAUUUCCUUUACUCACUGCUGUGUGAACCCUGUUAUCUAUGCUUUUGUAGGGGAGAAGUUCAAGAAACACCUCUCAGAAAUAUUUCAGAAAAGUUGCAGCCAUAUCUUCAUCUACCUAGGAAGACAAAUGCCUAGGGAGAGCUGUGAAAAGUCAUCAUCCUGCCAGCAGCACUCCUUCCGUUCCUCCAGCAUAGACUACAUUUUGUGAGGAUCAAUGAAGACUAAAUAUAAACACAUUUUCUUGAAUGGCAUGCUAGUAGCAGUGAGCAGAGGUGUGGGUGUGAAAGGUUUCCAAAAAAAGUUCAGCAUGAAGAAUGCCAUAUAUGUUGUUGCCAACACUUGGAACACAAUGACUAAAGACAUAGUUGUGCAUGUCUGGCACAACCUCAAGCCUGUGAUUGUGUUUAUUGAUGAUGCUGAACAAGUGGUAACUUUAAAGGAUUCUGUGUGCCAAGUGAAAAGAAAAGAUGUCUGACCUCCUUACAUAUGCAAAAAUAUACCUCCAGAGCCUGUCGGUAGGCUGGAAGAAGUGGAUAUUGAAAUUUCCAGUUGUCUAUUCAUUGACUGAUGGUGAAACAGCUGAAGUGAUUCUGAAUCAAGGUGAUUGUGAUUAU